GAGCGAAUAAAGAUCAAGUAUAUAGAAAAUUCCGCGCCACUACCCGGAUACAUCACAAAGCUACAGGCGCCAUAUCCCCAGAAAAGUCGACCGCGUUGAAGGCUGCCAUUGCCAUUCAACCAUUUAUUAUUCUGCGAAGGGCAAUGUUGACAAACUCGGAACGCUCUUCUCUGGGGCCUUCACUUGCACGCUUCCAGUCUCAAGCGAUACAUAAAUGCGUCUCUUUUCAAAGCAUUCUGUAAUCUACCUAUGUAAGGGUCAGUGGUCGUUGCUACCCGAACUAAAGGCCUAGAAGAAAAAGAAGAAACUGAAGAACAAUGUUCUCGACUUCAGAACGGGGAAAUUCCGACAGAGAGAUAACGCAGACUGAUUCUCGCCUUCCCUCUCUUCAUUCUCGACGAUAAUUUAUACAGCUUCGAAGGUGGAAUCUGCUCUACUGACAUUCACAAUCGGACACUUCAAAAACGGAUCACCGAACGAAUCGAGCGCGAGGCAGCAGAGAGGCCGAAUCUUCUCGGCUGCGACGAGAUCAACACAAGCGACCGCGGGCUGGCCCAUCCGUCGCUGCACGUCGGGGCACCCGAAUGCCGGAGAGGAAAUCGCCAUCGCGCCUGCCUGCUUCCAUUAUCCGACCCUCGCCCGCGAGCUCUCUUUCUCUUCUUCGUUCGCAGGCGAGCUUCCUGAAAGCGAUUCAAAUGUGGAGCGGCAAACCCAACGUGCCGUGAAGCAAGAAAACGACUACCGUUACGCAGUUUGAGUUUCGCUUUGAUUCACACGACGGUGACGUUGAGCCACGAACGGUGUACGUAUGAAAGGCCCCGGCCGUCAGCUCGGAAUUAUAGGGUCGGGGUGGCUUUAGUGGAAAGUGUUGUGAGGGUCACUCAUCUCUGUGAGCUGGACACUGGUCAACAUUGGCCCAAAAGUCUUCCCGAGGAAAGUCAGCAACCCACCCGCACAAGGAGGAACCUCAUACUCAGCUAGCAGAGGAGGAAAUUUCUGAUUGCAUAUAUGGGAUGGUCUGGAGGGAUGGAGGAUUUCGAUUCGGCGACAAUACAAAGUUCAUUCUGAGCGACGCUACUUUCUCGCACUUAUAUUAGAACUUGUCUUCUGACGAGGAGGAGAAGUAAAUGGAUCACAUCCUCUCCAUACUCUCCGAUUACGUCGUCGGCCGUCGAUCACGCAAGUUAAAUGCAAUGUCUCUGCCCCCUGCGAAUUCGGCCACUGCCGCCCCGAGGUUAAGCGACUCUGUAUACGAACUUCACAAGCCAGGAGUUGAAUCACUGCUGGACGUUGUACUCUUUCAUGGCCUACAAUCGUCACACACCUCUGUAGCUCACUUAUCAACAUGGAGGUCACGCGGUUGGCAAAAGGAAGUAUGGCCGAUGACCUGGCUCCCGGAAGAGUUUCCUGGAGCUCGGAUUCUGUCUGUCACGUACGAUGCUUGUACCACAACAUCAGCAGAGCAUGGAAGAUUAGACCUCUACUGCACAGCCGAAAAUUUGAUGCAAGAUCUUAUAUCUGCAAAGGUGGGGCAGCAUCCUCGCGUCCAGUUAUACUUGUCGGUCACAGUUACGGAGGCUUGGUGAUAAAACAAAUGUGCCUCCACGCGCACCGCACAGAAAGCUUGCACCUCUCUAAGGAACAAAUGGCUGGAUUUCUCAACUGCGUCAAAGGAAUUUUCUUCUAUGGAAUGCCCCAUCACGGAAUGUCAUCUUUCUUGAGUCCGAAUGGAACACACCUGAAAGAUGCUAGCCCUCUAGUGGACUAUGUGAAGCUGCUUUGCACACAAUCAGCUCGCCUUCAUGAAGAUUUUGAUGCUUUACGAUGGUCCUACAAGUGGAGCAUUGCUGGAGUCGGAGAAUCAAAACCUACUAGGUUUACUAAUACCGAAGCGGGGUCUCAGAAUGCUGUUGCAGUUAGCAGUGAGAUGAUAGUAAAUGAGGCUUCAGCUCGGUACGGCGACUUCACUGUGGAGCGUGAGGAUCAUGUCUCUCUCUGCCAGCCCGAGAGCAGGACUUCAAAUACUUACAUACGUUUGACAGCGUUCAUUCAACGUAUUGAUGACAAUAAGGUGAAUAGGAGGAGACUUCCUGAUAAUUUCCAGAGGGUGCCGAAGAUGGCAAUGAGCCUACAUUCUCAACUCUUCGUACAGGUUCAAAUCAUCUUACGUACAGCUCCAACAGUAGGUCUUUGCGGCAUGGGCGGUAUAGGGAAAUCAACUCUCGCAAAGCUGUCGUUCAAUGAAUUGUGUGCUGAAUUUGAAUACACGUGUUUUGUUCCUGGAUUUAUGUUGAAGGGAGAUUACAAAGAAAUAGAACGCGGAGUGUAUUCAUCUAUGUAUCACCAUGGCCAACAAGUUGCAAGAAGUGGAGAAAACAAGGAGUGGAAACCCACUGCUUUGAGACUGAAGACACUUCUUUUCAUUCUGGAUGAUAUUGACAAUGAUAGGCAUGUUGAACUUCUCCAAUACAUAUCUUCGCUGAAUGAUUGCGAGAACAGUCGCUACAUUGUUACCUCUCGAGAUAGGGAUAUACUGAACAGGUCGGCUGCAUGCGUGUACGAUGUGAAACUCUUGAAUCACAAGAGCUCCAAAGAGUUAUUUAUGAGCUACGCAUUUCCUUAUUCGACAGAACCGAAUUCAUCAUUGACACAAUGGGUAGACAAGAUCGUUGCAAAAUGUGAUGGACUACCGUUAACCUUGGAGGUGAUGGGCAAAUAUCUGCUGAGGAAAGUCAGUGAAAGCAUAUGGAGACAGUGUCUCGUCGCUUUGGAUGAGGCAGACAACGUAGUCGGUUUGAAUGAACGGUUGUGGGCAAAAUUGAAAGUGAGCUAUGAUCGUCUGGGUAGUCAGGAGAAAGAAAUAUUCCUUGAUGUUGCCUCUUUCUUCAGCAAUUCCUCGUGGAACUUACUAGAAGCCAAAUCUAGUUGGCGUGUGCUUUAUGGCUACGAAGAUCUCCGAUGGCAGACUCUGGUAGAUAUGUCUCUCGUCUACGAUGUUGGCGAAAAAAAAAGUAUACAAAUGCAUGAGCAAUUGAGAUCUUUGGGAAUUAAACUGGCUUCGGAGUGGGGAACAUGUGGCAGAUGUAGGACUUGGAUUAAGAAAAAUGUCCCCUCGAGGUUUAAUUCCCCAAACUACGAUGAGAGGAUCGCAGAAGUACAAUCCUAUUCAAGUGAUCCACAUCCUCACUCAUCGAGCACUGGCACGGAAACGCAUAUUGAGGAGGUCAUGGCGCUACGACUUGAAGACUCGAUGCCCCUCACCUGGAGAGAUAUUUGCCAGAUGAAGAAGCUGCAAUAUUUGGAUUCCGAGAAGGAGUUGAUGUUGGAUGAAGAAGGUGGCAAGCUUCCAGAGAACUUGGUCCUUCUUCGAUGGCGUGGAGAAGUGGACAGUCUUCAUGACCUGGUCGACGGAGGUUCUGCGAGCCAUUUGGCUGUUCUGGACUUGAAAGCACCGCUCACAUGUUUGCCAACAACCAUCGGCGAGUUCCGAAACCUUGAAGUUCUGAAAUUCCAUGGCGGCCUCUUCCAAGGUCUUCCCGAAUCGUUUGUACAACUUCCCAGUCUUCGUCAUCUGACAUUUAGCAAUUGCCGUAGACUUCGUUCACUCCCCGAAGCUUUCGGACGGCUCUCACAGCUUGGAUUUUUGGAACUUAAAUUUUGUCGUAAUCUUGAAGCAUUGCCCGACUCGAUCGCCCAGCUCCCCCGCCUGCACACUUUGUUCAUCGAGGGAAGGAACAAACUUCAAAGGUUGCCCGAGGGUGUCGGAACUCUAUUCCAUCGACCAAGACUGUUGGUUGCACAUGUGCCAAAACUGCCUCAGUACAUCGAACAUACCAUGCAUGUCAUUAAUAUUGGUUUCAGCACGCCAUAUAUAGUACCCUGCCAAGCCUUACUGGAAUUUUGUAGGCAGAAUCCGAUCAUUCCAGAUAUUGAAAACUUUCUUGAAGACGAGCCUGACAUGCACCAAUUUUCGAAGAUUCCAUUAAUCCGUCCUCCCUCAUCAAUGAAGGCAGGGAAGCGGAUUGUGAGAGCUACUUGGGUGGAAAACCUCGAGUUGCCCUUUUCUUCUUCGCCGAGACAGAUCGAGGUGCAGAUCAUUCAUAAUAUACGUUUUCGAAAUCAUCGAGAUUACCAUGCAUGUCAUUAAUAUUGGUUUCAGCACGCCAUAUAUAGUACCCGGCCAAGCCUUACUGGAAUCUUCUAGGCAGAAUUUGAUCAUACCAAAGGGAGUCUCUCCGAUCAUUCCAGAUAUUGAAAAAUUUCUUGAAGACGAGCCUGACAUGCACCAUUUUUCGAAGAUUCCAUUAAUCCGUCCUCCCUCAUCAAUGAAGGCAGGGAAGCGGAUUGUGAGAGCUACUUGGGUGGAAAACUUCGAGUUGCCCUUUUCUUCUUCGCCGAGACAUUUCCAGAGUUCAAUGUAAUGUUUUUACAUGAGAACGAAGCAUGUAUGUUAAAUCAAUCAUGUGUUUGCAUCAUGUUUCUGAAUGAGAAAUC
Molecule: messenger RNA, 4494 nt
Organism: Marchantia polymorpha subsp. ruderalis
Lineage: Eukaryota; Viridiplantae; Streptophyta; Marchantiopsida; Marchantiales; Marchantiaceae
Source: the annotation of a GenBank genome assembly